GCCUUCUAUAUUCCUUCAGUCCCCUCAAAACAAUAAAAGAAGUAAGAUGGGUAACUUUAAUAUAAACAAAAUGCUUUUACCUAUGAAGGCACAUUAUUAUCUAUUUAAUGCAGGGACUGCACCAGUAGUCCCAUUCAUACCCGUUCUUGCAAAACAGCUAGGAUAUCCUGCUUCGGUUAUAGGAAUAAUCUAUUUUGUGCUUCCUGUCGUAGGAAUGUUAGCAAAGCCAAUUUUUGGUGCAAUAGCAGAUCGCUUUCACCGUCAGAAGUUUUUGUUUAUAUUUUUUCAAUUUCUAAUCAUAAUUUCCUUUACCGGUAUUUUAUUUGUUCCAAAAAUUCCAUCCAAUGGUGAAUUCCAUUGUCAUGAAGGAGAAAACUUAAUGAAAAUGUGCUCAAAAAAAAAUAACAAUUCGAGCUACUGCAUUAAUGAAACUAAUAUUGAAGCUCAAACAUACAAAUGCUCACUAAGCUGUCUAAGAAACGAGCAAUGGCAUUCAAUCUGUGAGAGUUGGAAAGUUAAAGACAUUUGUGAUUCUACCGAUAAAAAUAUAAACAUUGAAACGAAUGUUUCCUUUGAAAAGAAGUCCAUUUUCAAUGAUUGUUUAUAUUUGUUUAUUCAUAAUGGAACUAUCAAAAACCAAGAGUCUACAUUGUACUGUCCAUCAAGUCAUAAAGAUGAGCCUGUAGUUAAAAUGAAAUGUGAUAUGAUAUGUAAUGAUGAUACUAUAAAUGAAGUAUUAAUAGGAGCAACAGACAUAGAAGUAAAAUCAAGAUAUCAGUUUUGGAUUUUCUUCUUCCUUCUAAUCAUAAGUUGGACUGGAAUGGCUGUAGUAGUGUCAAUAGGUGAUGCAAUAUGUUUUGAAAUGCUAGGAGAUAAGCCUCAACGAUAUGGUUAUCAACGAUUGUGGGGCUCUGUUGGUUGGGGUACACUUUCAAUCAUUUCAGGACUUUUGAUUGAUAAAUUUUCUGAAGGACAAUCUGUGAAAAACUACACUGUUGGUUUUUUGCUCAUGGGAGUAAUUAUCUUUCUUGACAUGGGAGUUUCAAUGAAACUUAAAUAUACGCAAGUCAAGAUUUCACCGAAUAUUUUAAAGGAUGUGACUCAAAUAUUUGCAUCUUUUCGAGUUAUCAUAUUCUUCAUUUGGUGCAUCGUAAUUGGAAUGGGAACUGCUUUAAUUUGGAACUUCCUCUUUUGGCAUCUAGAAGAGUUAGGAGAAAAAUCUAAUUGUGGAACUGGAGAUUCUAUGAAAACUUUACAAGGUCUAGUAAUGGGUAUACAAUGUUUUGGAGGAGAACUUCCUUUCUUUUUCAUCUCUGGAAGGUUACUUAAAAAAAUUGGACACGUCAAUGCUAUGAACUUGGUGUUAUUUGGAUUUGGUGUUAGAUUUUUCUUCUAUUCUAUUCUCAAAGACCCAUGGCUUGUUUUGCCAGUUGAGCUCCUUAAUGGCAUAACUUUCGGAAUAUUUUAUGCAACAAUGGCCAGUUAUGCAAGUAUCAUUGCUCCGGUUGGUACUGAAGCGACCAUGCAAGGCCUAGUUGGUGCUGUUUUUGAAGGCAUUGGAGUUUCCACAGGAAGUAUUAUUGGUGGAAAACUGUUUGAAAAUAUUGGAGGUUCUAAUACUUUCAGUAUUUUCUCCUAUGGUGCCUUCAUAUGCUUAUUGGUUCAUUGGAUAGUGCAAAAUAUUAUCACCAAAAUUUAUGGUCGCUCUGAUAUGCGAAACGAGUAUCAAGAACCUUACAAUUCUAUUGCAACUGAGGCUUUCUCAAUAUUAGACGAUAAUGAUUUACAAACUCCUUCCAACAAGUAGUUAUUAAGCGAUGGUCGGUAAGAGUAAAAAAAGGCGAUAUUCAUCUAAGCCCUUAUCUUCAGUCAAAUGUACUUGAGACUCUUUUAUCUAAUAAAAGUACUUAAGAUAAGAAUAUUUUAUUAACGUGACGAAAAUUAAUAUGACGAACAUAUAAUUAAGAUUAUAGGAAAAUCUCUUUUCUUGGGAUAUAGGUAUGUACAUUUUAAAUAUUUAAAUCACUAUUUCGUAAUAAAAACAGAAAAUAAAUGUGCAGAAACAAAACAAAUAGAAUUCCAAACGUUUUAUCGAAUAUAAAAAAAAUUCUAAACAUUUAUCAACUUUAGGAUGUCCAUAAUUCUAUCUGAUACUGAUGAAUAUGAAAAACAGAUUAUAAUUUAUUGGAAAUCUCAUACAAACUUACAAA
Molecule: messenger RNA, 2210 nt
Organism: Clunio marinus
Lineage: Eukaryota; Metazoa; Arthropoda; Insecta; Diptera; Chironomidae
Source: the annotation of a GenBank genome assembly